Messenger RNA from Rhizopus microsporus ATCC 52813, 1620 nucleotides. RefSeq lists its product as uncharacterized. NCBI's taxonomy places the organism in Eukaryota, Fungi, Mucoromycota, Mucoromycetes, Mucorales, Rhizopodaceae. The record is from RefSeq and is a predicted model, not a curated record. The transcript has a single exon. The coding region runs from base 1 to 1620 and encodes 539 amino acids. Gene Ontology annotation, molecular function: protein binding.
AUGAAUCUUUUAGACUUGCCUGCUGAAAUUUUAUUGCGCAUAGUUUAUGAUAUACCCAGCAUUCAGGAUAAAUGUCAACUUUUACAAACAUGUACACAUUUCAACAUUUUACUUUCCUCGCAUCCUACCUGUUGGUCACGACUUGACCUUUCACCCUUUCCGUCUAUACAUAAUACAGCACUCUUGACAUUCUUCAAGAAUUGCGGUAUUUCUUUGGCCCCUUUUCCUUCCGGCAAUGACUCCACUUCAAGCGUUGUUUCUGCUUUAGAUAUUAGUGGCUGUAGAGGUCUAUCGGAAACCAUGUUACAGGCACUAUCCAAGACCUUUACGAGCUUGACAGAACUAAACAUCAAUGGGUAUCGUCUAUCAAACGAGACAGAAUACGAUGAGGAGCAGCCAAGGGCAUUCGAACAGCUUCGUGAUCACGUAUUUCAAGUGCGACCUUCUCAUGAUCUAUCUUCCAUGACUAUGGACCUUUCCAAAAGACUUGUGCAACAACUAAAGAUUCCGUUUAUUCUGAUAUUAGAUAUGCUUUAUUCAUUGCAUCACCUUCAGUCACUAUCAAUGCAAUACCAGGAGCUGACACCUCCUCGUUGGCUAUGUAAGCCGUUUGAGCAGCUCCGCCAUAUUCGACAUUUAGACAUAUCAUCUUGCAUAGUUAGUCAACCAGCCCUCCAGACUCUCUUGCGGGUCGUCGGCGGUCAAUUGAUCAGUUUGAAAAUGCUCAAUAUUGACUUAACCUACUUGACCAUCCUUAGUCUUGGACAACAUGCAAGAAAUCUUGAAUGUCUUCAUCUCUCCUGUGACGAUCAAAGCCAGAUCACAGCCAUCAGCAACGCAAUUGCUUGUAUGAAGAAGCUCAAAGAUUUUCGACUUACUCGUAUGCGUAUGGGUUCACUGACGGCCGUGAUUGAGCAGCUGAACGUUGAUAUUCUCGAAAGGCUCGAUCUAUCACCCAAGAUGAACAUAUAUCUCAAGCCGUUUGCUGCUCGUCGACAACUCCCAGGACAGCAACAACAACAAAUGGAACUACCUCAACAAAGGACGAAUAAGCAUCCCAUCAAGACAUCAGUAUUACCCGCUGCCAAUUACGCCACGAUUGAACAUAGUUUACGGUUGGUAGACGAGGCCUUUCCGAGAUUAUUCCAGUGUCAGCAUCUGGUCGAACUCAGACUGUGCUUCCCCGCCUUUCGCGCAGCGACCUUGCAUCAAUUUUGUCGGUCUGUGGCUGGAUCGUCCCUAGAGAUAUUCGAACUAAGACUGAAGACACCACAGGGGGAUAAAGACGAUGACAACUAUUCUUUAGGGAUCCCGCUACUUACCAAUCUCAAGGAACUCUACCUUUACUCUGUCUAUCUGCCAGUUAACAGCAUUAGGUCAAUAGGAUCGAAUCUGAAAAAGAUGACAUGUUUGACAAUCUCUGAUGGCGGAAAAUGGAUAGAAAAGACCGAACUGCACACUGUAUUGCUACAUAAUCUACCUCUGCUGAGACUAUUUCGGCUAGGCAAACUAAGUAGACCAAUAUCAACAUGGCCGGAAGAUGUGAUCGUGAAGAGGGAUAGUCAAUCCAAUAUUGUCUUUAUCAAAUCUUAUCCUGAACGUGUGUGGUGUGUUCAAUAA